Tilletiopsis washingtonensis is the source of this 4781-nucleotide messenger RNA. RefSeq lists its product as hypothetical. The record is from RefSeq and is a predicted model, not a curated record. The coding region runs from base 136 to 4704 and encodes 1522 amino acids. NCBI's taxonomy places the organism in Eukaryota, Fungi, Basidiomycota, Exobasidiomycetes, Entylomatales. The transcript is spliced from 9 exons.
CCUCGUUCACCGCCUGCUCCGUCUCAUCUGCGCUACCUUUGCCGCGUCUCUCCCGCUCCCGGUGUCUCCCACGCUCUCUCCCUGCGUCACCCCUCUCCCUCGCCUCUGCCGCCAGUCGGUGUCUCGUCCGGCGCCAUGUCGCGCGCCUCGCCGAUGCUGCGUCCGUCGCAGGACGGAGCGGCACCGCCGCCGCACCUCGGCGCCGCCUCACGCUCCGACGGCAUUCUGCCGCUGCCCGACUUGCCGGCGUCGCACCUCUGGACGGCGCGCGAGGCGGCCGUCGUGCGCUCGCGCCAGGGCAGCGUGCUCAACCGCGGCCUCAUCCUCAAGGCCGACCACUUCGCCGGCGCACGCCGCCCGCACCUCGAUCUGCACCUGCAGGGCGCACCCAACUUCCGCAAGGCCGACGUGCCGCUCGAGGUGUACGGCUGCGCGCAGCCGACCGUGACGGGCCUCAAAGGCGUGCUGAGCGUGCUGCAGUGCCAGCCCCUGUCGCGCGCAUCGGCAAGCCGCGACAGCUCCGUGAAUGGCCAGGCUCGGCGGCCCAGCGGCACGGCGCUCUUCCGCAGCGCCCUCGACAAUGCCGCCUCGCGCGACACGUCGCCGUCGCCCGACGCUGGCACGCCGCCGCCGGCCGAGUCACCAGCGGAGGGCCCGUCGACGCCGAGUGCGCCGGAGCGGCCUGCAGCUGAGCCCAGACGACCGUCUGGUCGUCACCUUGGUGUGGCCACGGAUGACAUGGGUCCCGCUCGGAAGUGUGUCUGGUUCUGCACGCGCGAAGAGCCGGUAGUCUACGUGUCGAACCGACCCUUCGUACUGCGCGAGAUAGAGAAGCCGAUGGAGACGUACUCGAUCUCGGACCGCGCCGAGAACCUCGAGUCGAUCGAGACGCGGCUGAAGCAGGACUUGCUGCGCGAGGCUGCGCGCUACGACGGCCUUCUGAUGGUGCACGAGGAGGACGAGAAGGGCCAGCUGAUGCCUGUCUGGGUGGCCAUCGACGCGGAAUCGGUCAGCACCAUCCGCGAGGUCUUCCACAAGGCGCGGAAAGACGGCUGGAGCGUCGACUACCACCGCGUGCCCAUCGCCGCAGACCAGAGCACCGCCGAGAACAACUACCUCGACGCAUAUCUGCGCAUCCUCAAGGAGCUCGACCCGACGAAGACCUCCGUCGUUGCGAACUGUGGCAUCGGCGCGGUGCGCACGACUGUGGCCAUGUGCGCUGCGGUGAUCGUGCGGCGGCGGCAGAUGAUUGUCAAAGGCUUCGACCCACUGCCCGUCUCCCAACGGCUUAUGGAUCGCCCAGUCGCGGACCUCAAGCGCUCAGCAGAGGCGGCGAAUGGCUCGUCUUCUCGCCGUGGUACGAGCCCCGCGCCGGGCAAGGGCAUCGCCAAGUCGCUGCGUGCCGCAUCGGAACAGCACCAGACCGCACAGUCGCUGCUGCGGCUCAUGCGACUCCUCACCUCCAGCAUCGAUGCCGCCUCGAACGUCGACUCGCAGGCUGUGCUCGAGCAGCUGCUGGGCAACCCUGCGGUACUCGAGUCGCUCCAGCGCGCGUACCGCGGCGACUACGGCAUCGUCCGGCAGCUUUGCUCGCUGCUCGAAGAAGGCCUCGAGAGCAAGGCUGUUGCUGAUCUGGCCAUCGACGCAUGCUCGUCGGUCGUGCACCUGCGCGAGAUGGUCCUCUCUGAGCGCGUGGCCUACGCGCUGGCCAAGCACGGGCCCGGUGCCGGCUCCACGGAUGCGUAUGGUGACAGCGCUGCAGAGCACCUGGGCCGCGCCGUGCGCACGCUCGAGCAGUACGCCUCUCUCAUCAUCUUCGCCGAGUACGCCGGCGGCAGCGAGACGGCAGCCUUCGGCCAUCGCUUCUCGACGUAUCUCAAGGGCCGGCCGGAGGUCUGGGGCACGGUGCUGCGCGUCCGCUCCAAGGGCUCGCAGCUGUACCUCUUUGCGCCCGUCGAGGAUCUCAGCGUGCUCAGCCGGCCCAGCUCGAGCAUGUCGGAGGUUGGCCAGCUCAUGGGCGGCUUGCGUCGCGGCACCGAGAGCCGCGCAGAUCCCGAGCAGCCCGGCGACGAGUUCGCCGAGCACAUCGUCCGCAACCGCGCCGGCGUGGUGCUGCGACCAAUGAUGCUGCUCAAGCAGGACAUCUGGCGCAAGUUCAUCGAGCGCGACCGCCAGACGGCCGGCACGGCCAACGUGCGUGGAGCCGUGAACCUGCGCCGCGUGCCCGACAGCAACAUCUGGGUCACGGGCCAGCCGACGAAGCAAGGUCUCAUCGGCAUCGUGCGCAGCAUCCAGCAGCAGCUUGCGCUUGCGGGAGCGCGUCAGAGCACAUUGGAGGUCACCUGGCUGACGCUGCGCGAGGAGCCGCUCAUCGUGGUCGCUGGCAAGCCCGUCGUGCUGCGCCAGAAGGGCUCGUCGCUGCGCAACGUGCGCGAGUUCGGCGGCAUCUCGUGGGACCGGCUGAAGCUGCUCGAGGAGAGGCUGAAGGCUGAUGUGCUCUCCGAGCUGGAGGCUGGCGAGAACAAGCUACUCCUGCACGCCGAGCUCGAUGAUGGCGAAGUGGUGCCGCGCUGGGAGGAGAUUCAGCCCAGCGAGGUUCAGACGCUGCAAGAGGUGAUGACGGACGCGACGCACGAGCUCGCACAGCCGCUCUCCCCGGCGGAGGGUGGCGCCAAGGGCGUCAAGCUCUCCUACCGCCGCAUCCCGCUCACUGCCGAGCGGCCGCCGCACCCUGAUGACUUCGACGAGAUCCUGCGCCUCGUCAUCAAGGCGAAGCUGAACGACAAUGCGCUCGUGCUGAAUGACCAGCUUGGUCGCGGCCGCGGCACGCUGACUGCCGUCAUUGUUCUGCUCAUCGUGCGCUGGCUCGACCGUCAUCGCGAAGCUACGGCCACUACACCCUCAGUCACUUCGCCGUUGGAGGCGAAGGACGAGAGCAUUCCGCACACUCAGCGAGAGGCUCUGAGCUACCACGCCGUGAACGCCCUCCUGCGCAUCAUCCCGCACGGUCUUGAGGUCAAGGCUUCCGUGGACGAUGCGAUCGACCGCUGCGCAUCGUCUGUGAUCAAUCUGCGCGACGUCAUCGAAGACACGCGCCUCGCGGCUGAGGAUCUCGAUGACGAGGCGCAGCGGCAGGCCAAGGUGCAGGCGGCGAUGCACCACCUGCGGCGCUACUACGAGCUAUGCCUGUUCCAGGCGUACCUCAAUGCCACCAGCCUCGACACUCUGGACGCGUUGCCGACGUUUGAGUCGUUCAUCAAGCGGCAGCCGGUGCUCGAGACGCUCUCACAGGAGUUUGACAAGGUCGACAUGGCGACCAUCACGCCGCUGCAGAAGCUCGAUGCCGAAGGCGCCGCGCUUGAUGAGGAGGUGCAGGCUGUCGUCUCAGCGCGUUCGGGCUCUGUGCUCUCGGCCUUCACCAUGCUCAAGUCCGACAUGUUCCCGGGCCUGGCCAAGAUCAGCUUGUCGCAGAUCGAAGGUAUCCCGAACCUGCGCGGCGUGCCACUUGUCCUUGGCGGCGACAGCCAGAGCGACCGAGCAGCGCUGCGCACAUGGGGCCAUGGCAUGCCGUCGAUCGAGGGCCUGCGCCGCGGCCUCGAGUACAUGGAUGCCGGCCCGUCUGGCAAGGCCCGCGUCGUCGCGUCGUCGAUGCGCGAGGAGCCCGUGCUCUUCGUCAAUGGCAGGCCGCACGUGCUGCGCCUGGCCGACCAGCCGCUCACGAACGUCGAGGCCACCGGCAUCACAAAGGACGUCGUCGAGUCGAUGGAGCAGGCGCUGAAGGAGGACGUGCUCAAGGAGCUGCGCAAGUACGACGGCCGCCUGCUGCUGCACGACGAGAUCGAGCUUUCCGGCGGCCGCUACGAGAUUGUCCCGCAGUGGUUCCCGGUCCGUGACCAGGAUGUGCUGACGCCGCGCGACGUGUACGAGUCGAUCCAGCGCGAGGGCUACCGCGUCGACUACGCGCGCAUCCCAGUGACCGACGAGCAGGCGCCCGUCCCUGCCGUCUUCUCCGAGCUGGAGGAGCGCGUGCAGCUGGCACUUCGCACCGACGCAGCGCCCAUCAGCAACUGCCAGAUGGGCCGCGGGCGCACGACGACGUCGAUGGUCAUCUCCAUCCUGGUGGCCACCGUGAUGGAGCACGCCGAGGAGCUGCUGCAGGAGGACAUGCAGGCGAGCUUCAUGGCCGAUCCGAGGGCAAACGACGACGACGCAGACGGCCUCAUGGAGGGUGCCAAGGACAAGAUGGACAACCGCGAAGACGACCUGCAGCUCGCGGGCGAGUACCGCUCGAUUCUGCAGCUCUGCGGCGUGCUCGCGCACGGCAAGCUGGCCAAGCGGCUGACCGACAAGGCCAUCGAUGCGUGCGACCAGGUGCAGAACCUGCGCAAGGCCAUCUUCGACGCCAAGCUGCGCGCCGAGAAUGCCGACCCGGGCACCAAGAAACACACGCAUCUCAGCCGCGUGUACAACAACUACCUGCAGCGAUACGGAUACCUCAUCGUCUUUACCUCCUACCUGCUCGACAAGGUGGCGGCGCAGAGCGACGGCGCCAAUGCGGCGGCCGACGACGACGACACGCGCUCGGUGGUCUCGCGCGCCUCGACGGCGCAGACGGGCCAGACGACCGGCCGCUUCCCCAGCUUCCUCUCGUACCUGCAGCCGCGCCGCGAGAUCCAGGCGAUCCUCGGCCGGCGCCUCGAGUAGACGGACACGUCCAAGCCUCCACGUCACACACACAUACCUCUAGAGCCACGCCGUGAAUUGAUGAUGGUGAUACAGAU